CAAGCGCGUUGACCCGUCCUGAUCCCUAUUAUACCCACUUACGUAUUCUGGUCCUGAGAAUUAAAGGGUUAUAACUCAGAGUAGAAGAGAGAGGGUAGUUUGUUCAGAUUGAAAUAACUAUCAUGUUUAAUUCAACCUUGGUAUUUAAUCCAUCUGAUGGAACUUCAAAAAGGUUUUCAGUUCCUAUUGUUCAGGAAUUGGCAUCUCAGAAUCUUCACAGCCUUCCUCAAAGGUAUAUCAGAUCAGAGGCAGAGCGCCCAAAUAUCUUUCCUCUUCCUCAUUUGGACAUCCCUGUAAUUGAUAUGGGCAUGUUUUUGAGAGAUUCAGAUGUCUGCAAGCAAAAGGAACUGGGAAAACUUGGUAUUGCUUGCCAGGAGUGGGGAUUUUUUCAGGCUGUGAAUCAUAGAAUUCCUUUGUCUCUGAUGGAAAGAAUGAAGGGAAUUAUGAGGGAAUUCAUUCAACUACCUUUGGAAGAAAAGCUCAAAUAUGAAGUGCAAGAGCUUGAAGGUUAUGGCCAGGCCAUUUUAGCCUCAGAGGACCAAAUACUGGACUGGGCAGAUGCUAUGUACUUGACAACUCUACCUCCAGAGAAUAGAAAAAUGAAUUUUUGGCCAACAAAGCCAGUGGACUUCAGAGAAGUUGUGGAACAAUACGCCGUUGAAAUUCAGAAGCUUGGUAAUACUGUUCUUUCCCUUUUAUCAGAGAAUGUUGGACUAAAACCAGACUGUUUCAUCAACAUGUGUGGGGAAAUGGCACAGGUAAUGCGAUUGAAUUACUACCCACCUUGCCCAAGACCAGACCUGGUUUUAGGCAUAUGCCCUCAUUCAGAUGGACAUGGUUUGACAGUAUUGCUGCAGGAUGAUGAAACAGUGGGGCUACAAAUCUGUAAGGAUGGUGAAUGGAUUCCUGUUCAACCCAUCCCUGGUGCUCUGGUUGUCAAUAUUGGGGACAUGCUUGAGGUAAUAAGCAAUGGAAUAUAUAAGAGCAUUGAGCACAGAGCGGUCACAAACAUGGAUAGAGAUAGAAUCUCCAUUGCCAUGUUUUAUGGUCCAGGUAGAGAAACGGAAGUGGGUCCUGCUCCUGAGCUCAUAGAUGAGUUGCAUCCCUGUCGAUACAGAAGAUUCAUUCGUGCAGACUAUAUUCGGCAUUUCUUUUCUGGCAGGCUUGAUGGGAAGAAGAAAAUUGAAUUUGCCAAAAUCGAAUCAUAACUUUCUUGAAUGUUCAAUGUUGGGCUAGGUUAACUAGUUAAGACCUGGAAAGUCAGGCAAAAGACCUACAAUUCUAUUUGAUGACAUUCUAUAGUGGGUGGGCUUGGGUGUUUAGUUUGAGGAAGUGACCAGUAAUAUAAUGCAUUAUAUGAUCCAAAACUGUUAAUUUUCCUUGAGUUCUUCUAGGUUUUAACAUUGGUAUGAAUUCAGUCCUUAGAACAGGAAGUGGCAGUUUGAUAUCCAUUGAGGAGAUUAAUGAGAGUCCCACUUUUCUCUAAGUUCCUUGUUUUUAGAUAAUUUAGUAAAAUUCAUUAUCAAUGCUUCCAAA
Molecule: messenger RNA, 1536 nt
Organism: Cryptomeria japonica (Japanese cedar)
Lineage: Eukaryota; Viridiplantae; Streptophyta; Pinopsida; Cupressales; Cupressaceae
Product: protein SRG1
Exons: 4
Coding region: 123-1208 (361 amino acids)
Source: RefSeq, a predicted model, not a curated record